UGAGCUAAGGUGGGAUGCAGGACUCGCGCAGGGUCCUAAUGCAUGGCACUUCGGCUGGAGCAUCACGGACUUGGAGACUGGCGCAGGAGCUAACUCUAAAUGUCCACAUAUCCAAUUGGACUGACAGUGUCUACCAGACUGGACGAGCUACCUUACCAUGAGAUCAUCUGUACCUUGAUCUACCUUACAGCUUGCCCUGCCAACUGAGGGGGGCCUGCCUGCCGUCCUGUCAUGUUGCCUGUCGUACGUCCAGUUUCGUCCAGAGGGGAAAGAGCGGUCGGUAUUAGUUGAUCCCCCGCCUUCCUGCUCUAAGUCUCUCUCUUGGAAAAACAUAAAUUCCACCUCAGUCAGCUCGCAAAUUCAUACACUGGUCAACCGAACGACCUGACUUUAUCCUAAGUUCCUCUCAUUCUGGGCUGCAUUCGACUUACUUCCUCAUACAUCUCACAAUACCUAUCAUCAUGUCGGCCCUACCUAUGGCAGCUCCGCCCAAGAGCCCCUUGGCUCGUUACCGCAUUCUCUCCCCGACGGCUUCCGUUCGAGUGAGUCCUCUGUGUUUGGGCGCCAUGAACUUUGGCGACGCCUGGAAGGGAUACAUGGGAACUUGCGAUCAAAAGACCGUCGAAGAGAUCCUCGACUUCUUCCAUGAACAAGGGGGCAACUUCAUUGACACCGCCAACAACUACCAAUUCGAAGAGUCCGAAGAGUGGAUUGGCGAAUGGAUGAAGAAAAGAGGUGUUCGUGACCAAAUGGUCAUUGCAACUAAGUACACCACGAACUUCCAAGCGGGUCCCGACGCACCGGGCAUCAUGGCCAACUUCACCGGCAACGGAUCCAAGAGCUUGCACACUUCUGUAGAGGCAAGCUUGCGCAAGCUGAAGACCGACUACAUUGACCUGCUCUAUGUUCACUGGUGGGACUAUUCUACUUCUAUUCCGGAGCUGAUGCAGUCCCUCAACAACCUCGUCAUCACCGGCAAGGUCCUCUUUCUCGGCAUCAGUGACACCCCCGCAUGGAUCGUCAGCAAGGCCAAUGAAUACGCCAGAAAUCACGGACUACGCCAAUUCUCAGUCUAUCAAGGGCGAUGGUCUGCUGCCUCGCGAGACUUUGAGCGAGAGAUCAUUCCAAUGACCAAGGCUGAAGGAAUGAGCUUGGCACCCUGGGGCGCGCUCGGCGGUGGCGCUUUCAAGACGGAAGAGCAACGCAAGUCCCAGGAGGGCCGCAAAGUUCAGGCUAGCGAAGCGCAGAUCAAGAUCAGUCAGGUGCUGGAAAAGAUCGCCAGCAGCAAAGGCACAAUCAUCACGAGUGUUGCUUUAGCUUAUGUCAUGCAAAAGACGCCUUACGUCUUCCCCAUCGUCGGCGGCCGCACUGUCGAUCAUCUGAAGCAAAACAUCGAGGCUUUAGCCCUCGAUCUCUCUGAUGAAGAAAUCCAGGAGAUCGAAGGAGCUGUCCCGUUCGAUAUGGGCUUCCCCCAUAACUUUUUAUGGGGAGAGAAGGUCCCGGCGAACCCUGGCGAAGUCUGGUUGUUGAACAUGGGAGGAACUUUCGACUAUGUUCCAGAGCCCAAGGCUAUUGCACCCAAGGAAGGCGGAAAGUAGUACUAUCGAGUGCGGAACCAGUACAAAAGGUGGCGGCCGAUGGAUUACUGAGAGGCUGUUGAAAAGCGACAUGGUGUCCCGUAGCCGCUGCUUAGCUGCCUUUCAAGUACAAUUUCAUACACAUCUCUGGCCAGGCACCGAUCCAGUCUGCGAUGCUGAACGUAGUCAAAAUUCGCAGACCCAUUGCUCCUGAGACUGUCAUUAGUCUGUUCGAGGCUCUGCAAUGUAUCAUGCAGCUUACUUGGCCUGGAAGCCAAUCACCAUCCAUUCUUUCCGCAUCG
Colletotrichum acutatum is the source of this 1879-nucleotide messenger RNA. RefSeq names its product aldo/keto reductase. NCBI's taxonomy places the organism in Eukaryota, Fungi, Ascomycota, Sordariomycetes, Glomerellales, Glomerellaceae. The record is from RefSeq and is a predicted model, not a curated record. The transcript is spliced from 7 exons. The coding region runs from base 462 to 1598 and encodes 378 amino acids.